AUGGCAAACAACCAGGGUGAAAGUGGCUUGACAAGCAAGGACUACUACUUUGACUCGUAUGCUCACUUUGGCAUCCACGAGGAAAUGCUCAAGGAUGAAGUCCGUACUCUGUCUUACCGCGCUUCCAUCUACAACAACAAGCAUCUUUUCCAGGACAAGAUUGUUCUUGAUGUUGGUUGUGGUACUGGUAUCCUUUCCAUGUUUGCUGCCAAGUCUGGUGCCAAACAUGUCUAUGGUAUUGAUAUGUCAAACAUCAUCAUCCAAGCUCGCAAGAUUGUUGAUGACAAUGGUUUGACUGACAAGAUCACCCUUAUCCAGGGUAAGAUGGAGGACGUCAAGCUCCCCGUUGACAAGGUUGAUAUUAUUAUCUCCGAAUGGAUGGGUUACUUUUUGUUGUACGAGUCCAUGUUGGACACUGUCCUUGUCGCCAGAGACAAGUACUUGGCUCCCGGUGGCAUGAUCUUCCCCGAUAAGGCCACCAUGUACAUUGCUGCCAUUGAGGAUGGUGAUUACAAGGAAGAGAAGAUCGAUUACUGGGAUAACGUCUACGGCUUCGAUUACUCUUCCAUUAAGAGCCUUGCUAUCAAGGAACCUCUUGUGGACACUGUCGAUGCCCGUGCCGUUGUUACAACUCCCUGUGCCUUCAGAGAAAUCGACAUUUUGACUGUCCAAAAGUCAGACUUGACUUUCACUGUUCCCUUCAAGAUCACCGCUGCUCGUGAUGAUUAUGUACAUGCCUUCAUCUCCUGGUUUGACAUUGGCUUCACCCACUGCCACAAGCCCGUCCACUUCUCCACCGGUCCCCACGCCAAAUACACUCACUGGAAGCAGACCGUCUUCUACACCCCUGAGGCCAUCACCGUCAAGAACGGCGAGACCAUUGAGGGUGUCCUCUCAUGCUCACCCAACGGCAUUAACCCCAGAGAUCUGGAUAUUGUCAUUGACUACAGCUUCAACGGAAACCACGGUAGCAUAAAAGAACAUUGCGAGUUCAAGAUGUAA
Molecule: messenger RNA, 1002 nt
Organism: Phycomyces blakesleeanus NRRL 1555(-)
Lineage: Eukaryota; Fungi; Mucoromycota; Mucoromycetes; Mucorales; Phycomycetaceae
Exons: 6
Coding region: 1-1002 (333 amino acids)
Biological process (GO): peptidyl-arginine methylation
Cellular component (GO): nucleus
Molecular function (GO): protein-arginine N-methyltransferase activity
Source: RefSeq, a predicted model, not a curated record